UGUCAGCUGUAUGGACCUCUUCACUGAGAAUAUAAAUAUUUCAUUCCCGUUCUAGAUGGGAAAUCAGAUUCACAAUCUAACGUGCUGUCUCUCUUUUUAGUGCCAAUUCACAGCUGACGUCAGAAAUAAACUCUGAUUUUUACAUGGAAUUUUAAAAGUUGAAGUGAAGCAAACAUAGUUUGUGGCGCACACAGGAUUAUAAAUAACAUAAAGUUUACUUUUGUCCUCCAGGUAAAGCCACUUCAAGCGAUCAUACCACAUGUGGCUGGCCAACCAGACCCUGAGUGGUGACUUUUUCCUGUUGGGAAUCUUUAGCCAGAUCUCACACCCUGGCCGCCUCUGUUUGCUUAUCUUCAGUAUAUUUUUGAUGGCUGUGACUUGGAAUAUUACAUUGAUACUUCUGAUCCACAUUGACUCCUCUCUGCAUACUCCCAUGUACUUCUUUAUAAACCAGCUCUCCCUCAUAGACUUGACAUAUAUUUCUGUCACUGUCCCCAAAAUGCUGGUGAACCAGCUGGCCAAAGAGAAGACCAUCUCGGUCCUUGGGUGUGGGACCCAGAUGUACUUCUACCUGCAGUUGGGAGGUGCAGAGUACUGCCUUCUAGCUGCCAUGGCCUAUGACCGCUACGUGGCCAUCUGUCAUCCUCUCCGUUACACUGUGCUCAUGAGCCAGAAGGUAUGUCUCCUCCUGGCAUCAGGUUGCUGGUUCGUGGGCUCAGUGGAUGGCUUCAUGCUCACUCCCAUCACCAUGACCUUCCCCUUCUGCAGAUCCCAUGAGAUUCACCACUUCUUCUGUGAGGUCCCUGCUGUUUUGAAGCUCUCUUGCUCAGACACCUCACUUUACAAGAUUUUCAUGUACUUGUGCUGUGUCGUCAUGCUCUUGAUCCCUGUGACAGUCAUUUCGGUGUCUUACUACUUUAUCAUCCUCACCAUCCAUAAGAUGAACUCAGCUGAGGGUCGGAAGAAGGCCUUCACCACCUGCUCCUCCCACAUGACAGUGGUCAGCCUCUUCCAUGGAGCUGCUAUUUACAACUAGAUGCUCCCCAGCUCCCACCACACCCCGGAGAAAGAUAUGAUGGUGUCCUUUUUCUACACUAUCCUUACACUUGUGUUGAAUCCUAUCAUUUACAGUUUCAGGAAUAAGGAUGUCACAGGGGCUUUGAAAAAAAUGCUAAGAAUGCAGAAAGCUCCAUAUUAAAGUGUGAAAGAACUUAAGUUGGUCCUCUCUUCUUAGGGUCUCUCUCUUCACUUUAGGUGUCCUUCCUAUAAACAAUCAGCACAUCAUGGUAGUGUCUGGCUCCCUGAGUUGCCAUUCAGGGGGUUUCAGCCCACUGUUCUUCUCUCCUAUAAUCACACUUGAGAUGAUGUUCACUUAUCCCCCUCUUCCCUCAUAGCACUGAUCUCUAGUCCAGUCCUUCUGGGCCAAUAGUCCUUUUUUAGAUUGCAGUUGAUAAAUAUGAAAAGAAAUGUGUUUAUGACCCUUGAGCACCUUGUACCAAAGAGAAAAUUUGUUUUGAUAUCAUGGGCUCAUUGAGUAUGAAAUAACACCAUAUUCAGAUUGUUCCUCAGCAUCUACUCUUUGCUAAACACUUGUCAUUCACCACCUCAUUUGACCCUCACCCUCUGUGGUUGAAGCUAAGGUCAUCCACAUUUCACAAGUGAUAAAACAGCCUUCGAGGCUUCCCCUGACUUGCCCCAAGCAGGAGAUCCUCAGGGGAAGGAGGUUCAUUCAUCUAUAGGCAUUUGGGUCUAAACACAUUCAAGACCUCAGAGAUGCUAAAUGUACAGUUGAGAUUUUUCUUCCAUCAGAAUUUUUAGAAUGUGUUCUCAAUCAAGUUAUUUUCUUUGAGCAUAUAAAAAGUCCAACCUCAAAUUAGACCAGAGACAUGGGCUAUACAGAACACAUUUGUUUGGAGUAGAAUUGGUUCAUUCAUAGACUUCCUUAACCAGAGAACUAUGGAAGUAUCUGACACUUCUCCCUGUUCAAGCCAAUGGUGACACAUACUUAGAAUAUAAUUUCAAAUCAGUUUUAUGUAUGUGCAUGGUUGUAUUUGUAUUAAUUUAUUUAACAAAUAACAAUUAUAACCUCUUGCGUGAUUAUCACGAUCUGGCACCAUUUUUAGUGUGUGACAUGGAUGGAACACUUUUAUUUUCACAGCCUAUUAUUAGCCUUAUUCUAGUUGAUUUAACUGAGAUUCCGUGGGUUCGAGAAACUUGAACAAGGGUAUGCAGCUUAUAAAGUGCUCAACAGGGAUUUAAGCCCAGGCAAGCAGGCUGGAGUCCCUGCCCCUGACCACUGUAUGUGCCACCUCUUGUGGAGUCUGUGGCCUUUUCCACACUGCGUUGCCUCUCCAUCUGGGAGGGCCAUACUCCAAUGCUGGAAACACUAUAGUUCUUUCCAUGCCCUAUGUUUUCACAUAGCUUUCCCUCUCUUCGGAAUGUUCUUUUUCAUCUGUAAGUACAAGGAUACAAAGAUAACUUUCCAUGACUCUGUUAUCUUCCUUUAGGCCCCAAGUCAUUCAUUCAUUCAUUCAACAAGUAACUACUGACCCCCCUAUAGUUUGCCAGGCCCUGUUCUACAAACUGAGGUUAUAUCAAUGAGCAAAACAAAGAAAAAUCUUCAUCUUUUCAGCACUUAAAGGGUAUAUACAGAAUAUAAAUUUGGUAAUUGAGAAGAAUACAUGGAGUAUUAUCAGAAAAGUGCAUACACGGGGGCUCCAGUGGCCGCGAUGUGUAGGCAUCUUCCGCCUGCUUGGUGUCCUCAUCCUCCUCCUGGGGCUACAGCGGCG
Messenger RNA from Cercocebus atys (sooty mangabey), 2789 nucleotides. Its product is annotated as olfactory receptor 2T10-like. Gene Ontology annotation, molecular function: olfactory receptor activity; G protein-coupled receptor activity. Lineage: Eukaryota; Metazoa; Chordata; Mammalia; Primates; Cercopithecidae. Gene Ontology annotation, cellular component: membrane. Gene Ontology annotation, biological process: G protein-coupled receptor signaling pathway. The record is from RefSeq and is a predicted model, not a curated record.